AUGUCGUCAAUGAAAGGUCUGGUGCAAUUCAUCGCGGACCUGCGCAACGCGCGGGCGCGAGAAUUGGAGGAGAAGCGCGUGAACAAAGAGCUGGCCAACAUCCGACAGAAGUUCAAGGCCGGCAAUCUCAACGGAUAUCAGAAGAAGAAAUACGUGUGCAAGCUCCUUUACGUCUAUAUCCAGGGCUACGAUGUCGACUUUGGCCAUCUCGAAGCCGUCAACCUUAUCUCCUCGACCAAAUACUCAGAGAAGCAGAUCGGUUAUCUCGCUGUCACCUUAUUCCUACACGAAGAACACGAGUUGCUCCACUUGGUUGUUAAUAGUAUCCGGAAGGACUUGAUGGAUAAUAGUGAACUGAACAUCUGUUUGGCAUUGCAUGCAGUAGCCAAUGUUGGUGGCCGGGAGCUGGGAGAAGCAUUGGGCAACGAGGUCCACCGGCUCUUGAUUUCUCCCACCUCGAAAGCCUUUGUCAAGAAGAAGGCCGCGCUUACCCUGCUUCGUCUCUAUCGCAAAUACCCCGGAAUUGUGCGGAACGAAUGGGCCGAAAGAAUUAUCUCGAUUAUGGACGACCCAGACAUGGGUGUGACCUUGUCUGUCACCUCGCUAGUCAUGGCGUUGGCUCAAGACAUGCCUGAAGAGUACAAGGGCAGUUAUGUCAAAGCUGCGCAGCGGUUGAAGCGGAUCGUGGUUGACAAUGACAUUGCACCGGACUACCUUUAUUACCGAGUGCCAUGUCCGUGGAUUCAAGUCAAGUUUCUGCGCCUGUUGCAAUAUUAUCCUCCAUCAGAUGAUAGUCAUGUCCGUGGAAUUAUCCGAGAAUCUCUUCGGCAGAUCAUGCAGGCUGCGAUGGAAACUCCUAAGAACGUCCAGCAGAACAAUGCACAAAAUGCAAUCUUAUUCGAAGCCAUUAACCUUCUCAUUCAUCUCGACUCGGAACACACCUUGAUGAUGCAAAUCUCCUCUCGUCUGGGCAAAUACAUCCAAUCUCGCGAAACCAACGUCCGAUAUCUUGGUCUGGAUGCGCUGACCCACUUUGCUGCGCGGGCCGAAACCCUUGAUCCAAUUAAGAAGCACCAGAACAUCAUCCUGGGUUCCUUACGAGACCGAGAUAUUAGUGUUCGUCGCAAGGGUUUGGAUCUCCUGUACAGCAUGUGCGAUACCACCAACGCCGGUCCUAUUGUCAACGAGCUUCUUCGCUACCUCCAAACAGCUGAUUAUGCUAUUCGAGAGGAGAUGGUCUUGAAGGUGGCCAUCCUGACAGAGAAAUAUGCCACCGACGCCCAGUGGUACAUUGAUAUGACCUUGAAGCUUUUGUCACUGGCGGGUGACCACGUCAACGACGAAGUGUGGCAACGAGUCAUUCAAAUUGUGACCAACAACGAAGAGUUACAGGCAUAUGCAGCCCACACACUCUUCGGCUACAUGAAGACCGACUGUCAUGAGAGUUUGGUGAAAAUUGGUUGUUAUGUUCUCGGCGAGUUUGGCCACCUUAUCGCCGACAAUCCCGGUUCAAGCCCCAUUGAACAAUUCUUGGCACUGCAGGCCAAGAUGUUUACUGGAUCCGACAACGCAAGAGCCAUGAUUCUCUCGUCGUUUGUCAAGUUUGUAAACUUGUUCCCUGAGAUCAAACCGCAGCUCCUCCAGAUCUUCCGUUUGUACAGCCAUUCCCCUGACUCUGAGUUGCAACAGCGAGCAUUCGAGUAUCUAUCGUUGGCGACACUUCCGACUGAUAACUUGUUGCGUACUGUGUGCGAUGAAAUGCCGCCUUUCUCAGAGCGAACUUCGAUUCUUUUGUCACGUCUUCAUCAGAAGACAGCUGGCACUAGCGAGAGAAAGACGUGGGUGGUUGGUGGCAAGGCUGCGAAUGCCGACAAGCAGGAGGUUCUUAUGGCACAGACCACUGGUCUCAAGCGUUCAUUCACCACCAUCGUUCAUGGUACACGAACUGGAACCGGAACUGGACCUGGAUCUAAUGGCAGCACUCCAACUAGUGCAACAAGUGCAUCUGGUGACCUGGCAGGAUUGGACUUCAACAGUGGCCCGCCAGCUCCUCCUCCAAACCUUGCCAGCGCGGCUCAUCUGACACCAGAAUGGGACAUUGGCUAUAACAAGCUUUACUUCUCACAAGAGGGUGUUCUAUUCCAGGACGCUCAGAUCCAAGUUGGCUUGCGAUCGGAAUACCGCGGCCAUAUGGGCGUUGUUAAGCUUUACAUCUCCAACAAAUCAACAUACCCCAUUGGAUCGUUGACUACGACCAUUGACAACCCCGCCUCACCAAACCUAAAGAUUGACAGCAAAAAUCUGCCCGAAUCAACUGUUGCGGCAUCUGGCCAGACACAGCAGACGUUCUUCUGUGCAGCACACGGCCCCUUCUCCGAUGCUCCCACUAUCCGUAUUUCCUACCUGGCCGGUGCCCUCCAGGCUUACACUCUCCAAUUGCCCGUUUUGAUGCAUCGAUACAUGGAGCCCUCGUCUCUUUCCGCUGAAGACUUCUUCCAACGUUGGAGGCAGAUUGGCGGUGGGCCUCUGGAGUCCCAGAAGACCUUUGGACUGAGUGGAAAGAAAAAGAUAAUUAAUGAGGCCUACACCAGGAGAGUUGUGGAAGGAUUCCAAUGGAAGAUCCUGGAUGGCGUGGAUCCAAACAGCAAUAAUAUUGUGGGCUGCGCAGUGUACCAGUUCGAAACAGGCAAGAUAGGCUGCCUAUUGCGCCUAGAGCCAAAUUACGAGAAGUCGAUGUAUCGUGUUACAAUUCGUGCUACACAAGAAGGUGUUCCGCAGUCACUGGCAAAGCAGAUGGAGCAGAAGCUCAGCCAGGGAAUCAAGACCGGGGAUGUUGGACCUGGGUCUUACGACUAG
This is a messenger RNA of Penicillium verhagenii, 2856 nucleotides long. Its product is annotated as AP-2 complex subunit alpha. The transcript is spliced from 4 exons. Gene Ontology annotation, biological process: clathrin-dependent endocytosis; intracellular protein transport. Lineage: Eukaryota; Fungi; Ascomycota; Eurotiomycetes; Eurotiales; Aspergillaceae. Gene Ontology annotation, cellular component: AP-2 adaptor complex; membrane coat. Gene Ontology annotation, molecular function: clathrin-cargo adaptor activity. The coding region runs from base 1 to 2856 and encodes 951 amino acids. The record is from RefSeq and is a predicted model, not a curated record.